AUGGGUAGCAUAACCCCCGUCCCCUGUCCCUCUCCCUCCUCCUCCCUCCUCCCCUACUGGCAAACCAACCUCCCCUCUUCCGCACACACCCCCCACCCCCCUCCCUCCCUGCAAUCCCUCUCCCAAAAAGACAUCCACAUCCUUCUCACCCCGGACUCCGCCUACCACGUCCUCACCUGGUCCUCCGUACAGCACAUAAUCCGCACCAACCGCCUCGAUCUCUUCCAGCGGAAACCCUCCCACCUCCGCAAAUAUCUCGAAUACUGCUACCUCAUCAAACAAACCCACGGGUCCAUGAUGCGAUUCAUCUUGGACGAGAAACUCCAGUGGAAACAAGAAGAUGUGCAGGCGCAAGACGCCCCGUUUAGGAAUCGAGGGGACUAUCAAAUUUUGAGAAAUGAUUGGCCCUAUGGGAUUGAUGAGAAAAUUGUACAUUUGGUGGUGUGGACGAAGUUUGCGUUGGAGGAUGAUCUAGAGACCGGGGAUACGAGGGAGGAUGUGAAGAGGGAGAUUCAGAGGUGGGUGGAUCGCGUGUUUGGAGAGAAGUGUGGAGGGGAGAAUGUGAUUUGGUUUAGGAAUUGGAGAAGCUUGAAAUCGAUACAUUCGGUAGAGCAUUUCCACGUCAUGCUCUAUGAUCCGGCUCCUGAAUUUGUAAAAAAAGUAACGGGAAGUACUUGAAUAUCGAGAAGCAGUGAAGGUGCAGUGAAGUUAAACAUCAAACGAAUAAAUUAAUCAUGGGCGGGCGGAGUCGAGAAUAACGGUUACGGUGUUUAUACAUAGAGUGGCUCGGGUGGGUUAUAAAAUAAUUAGAUAAUAAGCAUAAUGGUAAAUAGAGUAAUCAUAAACAACUACAAGAAGCUGGUUUGACUUCUAGUCAUAAAUACACAGAUAGUUCAAAUUGUAUUGUCUAAUUUGUGACCUACCAACAGCCCGGCAACGACCAAGUGUAUGCCUUCUCCCUUUUGUCAUAAUCAUGACUGGGUAUAAUUUCAUGAUUUUCGAUACUAUCAAAAAUUCCGCUUCCAUAAUUCCGGUAUAUUCUUUGUAACUCCUGCACCAUCCAAACGCCACCAAUGUUAUGCAAUAUGCCCCUUAAACGAGAGCUAUCCAGCACAGCUUUCCAAGUACUAGUCUCGCUUGUUUAAGCAUACUCUCGCAGAAUGCCUAGACCCUCUUCCCUCUGUAGCCUAUAUGACUCCUCUUGCUCCUUUGCCUCUUUGAUCUCAUCCUCAACAUCUUGUUUCCAGGCUCCUAAAUCAGGUGGAAGAUCUUGACUUUGUACACUUGGCGCGUGUUCUACAAAGCGCAACUGUUCAUGGAUGCUGGACACAAUGUCAUUGAUUUUUUUCUCUGAAUUGUGAUUCUUUCUCGCUCCCGUUUGACCUUUAGGAACUGAUCCCUUAGCACUCAACAACUCAGUUAGGUCUGGGUAUAAGGAUUGAUUCCGGAAAUGAUCGCGGUACGGUGUGUGCAUUGGAAGUUCCUCGUUCAGCUUUGCACCAAUUGCGAUACUAGUUUCGUUUGUCCAAGCACGUGCAACGUUUCGAGGUGUGUAACCGCCUCCUCCUACCAGCAUAAGAGGUAUGCCAUACCCUUUGACAUGCUCAACACAAGCGCCGUGACCCUGAACAAGAACAUUGAAUGUUCCUAUGCGAUCACCUGCCAACGAAUCGGCUCCGCAUUGAAGGACUAUGGCACUAGGACGGAAUUUUUCGACACAUUUAUCAAUGACUUGCUUGAACACCCUAAUAUAUUGCUCGUCGUCGAUACCGUCGUUCAAUGGGACGUUGACAGCGUGAUGAGCACCUUGAUUGUUUUCAUUCUUCGGGCCGGUAUCGUCUAAGGCGCCGGUUCCAGGAAAGAAGUUUACAGGAUCCCAUUUGUGGAAGGAAACAGUCAUGACUCUGCCUGUUGACCAAAAAGCUUCUUCUACUCCAUCACCGUGGUGGACAUCUAUAUCGAUAUAUAGAACUCUUGGAACCUUUCUUAAAAGUUGGAGUAUUGCAAGUACGAUAUCGUUCACAUAACAAAACCCAGAAGCUUCAGUCUUUUUGGCAUGAUGUAAACCUCCGGACCAAUUUAUGGCAAUAUCUGAUGUUCCAUUACAAAGGCUCCGAGCAGCAUCAAUCGAUGCGCCCGAGUACAUCGAACAAUAAUUAAAAAGUCCAUCAAAAACAGGACAAUCAAAACUACCAAGGUUGUAUGGUGUUUCUAUACGUUCGUCUGGUGGGCCGACCUUGGCACUUUUUAGAUAUUCGAGAUAUUCGUGAGUAUGGAAAUCCUCCAACUCCUCUUGAGUUGCCGCACGUGAAACAUAAGUAUCCAUAGCGACGUGCAUACCAUAUGCCAUAAUCAACCCUUUUGAAAGAGUCAAACGCCACGGUUUCAUAGGAUGUUUUGGUCCGAAAUGAUGUUUUUCGAUCAUAGGAUUCAUAUGAAACGAAACAUUAUAUCCCGUCGGCCGAACGAUUCCAUUCUUUAUAACUUCUUUUUUGACCUCCUCAAGGUAUCUUAGAUUAUCAGAGUCAUUUGGUUCUUGUAGUGGAACCCCCCAUUCCUGAACAAUAGAGCUCAUUUUGAUUAUUGCUAAAAGGCCUUAGGUAUUGAGCGCAAUUGUUGUGUGAAUCGAUGCUGCAACAAUCCUUGAUGGGGUGAUCAUGAAUUUAAAGCCUCGUGGGUGAUCCAGAAAAUGCGCUCGACGGAAAUAUGCGAGUGGGUAGAUGAUAGGAAGAUGCGCAACAUGCAAUUCGCUGGUAGCUCUCGAUGAAGGUGUGUACCGUCUGUACUUUUCGUCUGGGACUUUGGGAAGCAAACCGAUUAUUUUCAAAUCUGCUAUUCACCGAAUCAUGUUCUUUGGAAGCAAAUCGAAUUCCAAUAAUUUUUGUAGAGCUCUAGAGAUAGUAGAACUCGAGCUAUAUAUCAUAGCUAAGUAUGCUCCUUCCUCUCCCCUCCCCUCUGGUAAGAAUUGUAAUGUUAUUCGUCACUUUGCGAAUGGUAUAGGUAGGCGAAUGAAAUAUUUCGAAUGGGAUGAUUCGAUCUCGACAAUUUUCUCUGAUAGGUAUUGAUAGUUGUCGUCUCCUUUCAUGGAUGGCGUAGGUAGGUAGUGAAAUAAAUAUAAGAGCUGAAUCGAUCUUUUGAUUAAAAAAGGGCAGGUGUAAAUAAGUAGAAUACAACGGAAUUGAUUGAGUUCAAGGUCUCGAUCACCCAAUCAUUGAAUAUCAAUAAAUUAUUAUUGAGGCUCUGCGGAAAGAUGAUUGAUUGAAUGCGAUUGAACUCAUGCUUACUAAUUAGUUUCAAUCUCCAAAAACAAGGCAAGCACCUGCUUCUAUCAUGACAACUUAUUAUUAUGUGGAUAUUGAAGGCGAUAUGAA
This is a messenger RNA of Botrytis porri, 3371 nucleotides long. RefSeq lists its product as uncharacterized. The record is from RefSeq and is a predicted model, not a curated record. The coding region runs from base 1 to 678 and encodes 225 amino acids. The transcript has 2 exons. Gene Ontology annotation, biological process: N-acetylglucosamine metabolic process. Lineage: Eukaryota; Fungi; Ascomycota; Leotiomycetes; Helotiales; Sclerotiniaceae. Gene Ontology annotation, cellular component: cytoplasm.